AGAUAAGUGUCAAGGGGGAUAAAUUUUAGGGCUUAGAUUCAGUAGCAAGUCUUGUGACUCUGGCAAAGAGUUUAAGCUCUCUCUGCCUCAGUUUCCUUACCAGUAAAAUAGAGAUAAUGGACCCUAUCACAAGUAGUAAAGAUCAAAUGAGGCAAUAUGUACAAACUGCUUUGCAAAGAAGGCCAUUACACAAAAUGGCUACCUAUCAUUAUCGUCUUUCUGUAUUAUCACUGGGAUUUUCCUAUUAGUUUUGGCAAAUAAAGCAGAAAGAUUGUUAGGUUUUCUAAAGCAAGCUGGAAAGUAACUUGGGGGGGGAGGGGGAUUAAAAUAAACCGGUCCUUAAGUAAAAUGUUCUGUACUCUUCAUUAAAAAAAUAAUAAUGUUAUAUGUCUAAAAAUGCUCUUCAUAGAAAAAAAUUACGAAAAUAUUCCCAUGAGCUAUUUAAGUCAAGAUUUGGAUAAAAUCAAGCCAAUUUUUUUCAGCAGCUCUAAACUUUUCGUCCAGCCUCUAGAAAGACACCAAAGGAGUCUUUUCCAGCUAGCUCAUGAAGAAGCCGGCACAAGAGCUAAGAGCAGGGUCAAGGCCCCUUCGUUAGGAAGAGAGAGAAAAGGAGAGGACCCAGAGAGAGUGGGACGCUGAGAGGGAGUGAAGGGGGAGGACAGCCAACAGGUGCCAAAGCCGAGCACCACGAUCCCCUACACAGGAUUCCCCUUCCAAUCCCGCCCUUUCCGCAGCCAUGGACACUAACGGAUUGGCCAAGCCCAACGAGACUGAAAGGCGCGCCUGGCUGUUGGCUGGGGCACGAGCUAACAGUAACAUCCCGCCCCUUCCCGGAAAAAGAACUACAAGUCCGAGUUGAGGCCAGGAGUCGAGUCUUCGUUUCUCUGGUCUCGCCCCAGGGUCCCGGAGUUCUUAGGCUGAGCUCUCCAGUGUGCUCCGUUUGCUUCGACUCGCCCCACUUCGCUCUCCCCUGGGAGGGUGUGGCAGACCGAAAGGGGCAGGAUUCGAGGGGAGGACCCGAUAAACACGCCUUCGCUGUCGCCUGCAGUGGAGCCAUCAGGCGAUCGGGCUACGUGAGGCGCGGGGCGGCCCGCGAUUGGUCGGCUCGAGAAUGUGGCGCGGCCCAGCGUGGCUGGCGUUGGCCGGGGCGCUGCGGGGCGGGGCCUGGGCCGCAGCGCGGGGCUUGGGCUCCUCCUACGCUUCGCUUCUCUUAAGCUCCCGAGGUGGUCUCAGUACCGAGAUCUCAGGCUCCUGGUUCAGCGGCUCAGUCUGCGGAUCCGAGCCUCAGCACCGAAACUUCAGCGGGAGUGCGGGCUUCUUGGGAAGGAUUAAACAUAUUGCAACAAUGCCCGAAAUCAACACGGAUGAUCUGGAUGAGCAGCAAGUUCAGCUCCUGGCAGAGAUGUGCAUUCUUAUUGAUGAAAAUGACAAUAAGAUCGGUGCAGAGACCAAAAAGAAUUGCCAUCUGAAUGAAAACAUUGACAAAGGGUUAUUACAUCGAGCUUUUAGCGUCUUUUUAUUUAAUACAGAAAACAAAUUAUUACUGCAGCAGAGAUCAGAUGCUAAAAUUACUUUUCCAGGUUGUUUUACAAACACUUGUUGUAGCCAUCCACUAAGCACUCCAGUCGAAUUGGAAGAAAAUAAUGCCAUAGGAGUAAGGCGGGCAGCUCAGAGACGUUUAAAGGCUGAACUAGGGAUCCCCAUGGAACAGGUUCCUCCAGAAGAUAUUUCCUAUUUAACACGAAUCCACUACAAAGCACAAUCUGAUGGGAUUUGGGGAGAACAUGAAAUUGAUUAUAUCUUGUUUGUGAGGAAGAAUGUAACGUUAGAUCCAGAUCCUAAUGAGAUCAAAAGCUAUUGUUAUGUCACCAAGAAGGAACUAGAAGAACUCCUGGAAAAAGCAGCUAAUGGGGAAAUUAAAAUUACACCAUGGUUCAAAAUCAUUGCUGAGACUUUUCUUUUUAAAUGGUGGGAUAACUUGAAUCAUUUGAAUCGAUUUGUUGAACAUGAGAAAAUUCAUAGAAUGUAAAAAUGUGGGUCUAGAAAAGUCCACAUUAAAGUCAUUUUAAAAUUACCUUGUUCUCUUUUAAGAGGACCACUGCAGAUGAUAAACUAUUUGAAUAUAUAAGAAAGACCACUGGCUAGGUGACUGUAAAUUGUAUGCCUUAUGUGUACACAUGUCCAAAAGGUGUAUACAUGUGGAAAUUUUUUUAAUUUAAAAUAAAACAACCACACAUGCCUGCAGACACUUAUUUUAAUGUGUGCCUGAAAAAUCUCUUUGUGGCAAAUUUGCACAAAUUAAGUUUUAAUAUGAUUGGGACAGACUUUUUCAGUGUCUUAAGUUUCUAUUAUGGUUCAGAUAAAAAGUAUUUGUCUAAAGGACGACUAUAUUUACUUACGAGUAAAAUAUUGAUUACCUUUUUUAUCUAGUUGGCUAUUUUGAAACAUUGAAAUAAUUUUAUUGUAACUAUUGAACUGUUAUAGAAAAUUCUGAGGAAAUUGGUGAUGUUUCAGGUUUAGUUUCUUUACCUCUAUUCCAAGGGAAAAUGGAAGUUAGUCAUUCUGGAAGUGGGUCUUUAAGGAAAAAGGUGGGGGGGAAGUAGUUUUAGGUUUUAGCACUACUCUGUAUAAGUACUUGAACUCAAACAGCACUGUUCUAGGGAGAAAUGAAUAGCAAAAAAACUUUAAAAUCACAAUAAUUACAGCCACUCAAAAAUGGGGAAUGUAGAACCAACAAUAUGAAGAGCAUGAUUUGACUGUAGAAGAGAAUGACUCUUUUAAGAUAGUGGAUAGCAAGACAUUCUGUGAGCCAUCCUGAACCAAGUCAAUAAUAGGUUAUUGAGGUAAUAAUAUGCAGUUUUAAACUUCACCUUCUGACUCAUCUGGGUAGAUCUAGUUAACAAUAAAAGAUCUAACAAAAGAAGAAGAGAAUAUUUAAAAUUUGUUUCUUAAACCUAAGGUACAUAGGUAAAAUGGGGAGUAGUGGAGAGAAUCGUAUGUCCUUAAACUUGAACAUGUAUUUAUUUAUACUUUCUAUAUGAUAAUAUUGAUUUUUUUUGUCCUGCUAAUCUGUAUACAGCAUGACUUAUGAUGGACUUAUUUUACUAAACAAUGUAUAAAUAAAAUCAAUAAAAGAAUUUUCACAUUCUUUAA
Molecule: messenger RNA, 3153 nt
Organism: Monodelphis domestica (gray short-tailed opossum)
Lineage: Eukaryota; Metazoa; Chordata; Mammalia; Didelphimorphia; Didelphidae
Product: isopentenyl-diphosphate Delta-isomerase 1
Biological process (GO): isopentenyl diphosphate biosynthetic process; isoprenoid biosynthetic process
Cellular component (GO): cytoplasm
Molecular function (GO): isopentenyl-diphosphate delta-isomerase activity
Source: RefSeq, a predicted model, not a curated record